AUCCUGAUUGCUGUGCUGUGCGGCGCUGCUGCAGAUAACAUGCCCCUCUGUGACCACCGGCAGCAAUGAACGACUCGGUUUGAAGGUAGCGGCUCUGCGGCAUGGAUGUCCGCUGACUGAAGGAGCAGCCUUUAUGGAUUGGAGCUCAACGUCGCCGGAGCAAAUCUGGAGAAAUUCAGAGAGCGCUGUGGGGGGGAAUUCAUCAUCUAAGACCACAGGUCACAUGACAGAUUUGUGUAGUGAUGAAGCAGACAACUCUCCUCCUCUUCAGCCUCACACACUCAAGCAGUUUGAGCAGCACCUGAAUGACCUGAAGAAGGAGAACUUCAGCCUCAAGCUCCGCAUCUACUUCCUGGAGGAGAGGAUUCAGCAGAAGUACGAGGAGAGCAGUGAGGAUGUCUACCGUACGAACAUCGAGCUGAAGGUGGAAGUAGAGAGCUUGAAGAAGGAGCUGCAGGAGAAACAAGAACUUCUGGACAACGCCCUCACGACAGCAGAGAGCUUGACCAACAACAAUGAGGCAGAGCUACAGAGGCGGUGUCAAGAGAGACAGCGGGAAAUCGACCACAUGCAGCAGGUGCUUGAGACGAAAAUUCAGCUCCUGCAGGAGGAGGCCCAGCUAGCGCGUAGUGAGGCCGAGAGAAUGGCCUCGCUGGCUGGAUCCCACUCUCACGCCUCCCUCGUUUCCCUGGACGCCACCAUGGAGGACAUCCCUGAGGACGAGAGAUCUCCAAACAUCCUGUUCCCGUCCAACGCCAACAAAGACAGGUUUAUAGAAGAACUGACUAAAGAACUUCGCUCCAAGGAGGCUCUCAUCACGGAGCUGUGCGGCGAGAAGACGAUGCUCACACACAGGGUUGGAGAGCUGGAGGAACAAGUUCAGGAGCUGUCUUCAUCUCUGCUGCAGAAGGACAAGGAUGUUGAGUUUUACCAGGAGGAGCUUAGUCAAGAGAGGCUUCACAUCGAACAGGAGAUGCAGAGCCUCGUUGAGGAGCAGCAGAGUCGGCUCAACCAGUACGAAUGUGCGGCGGGUCAGUGCGUCAGCGAGCUGCAGAAGGCCCAGCUCCAGGUCCAAUCCCUGCAGGCAAAGAUCCAGGAGAGCGAGGCCAACAACAUGAAGCUGCAGGAGAAGUUGAACGAGAUGGAGUGUGAGCUGCGUUCGCUCCGACAGGCAGCCCAGAGUCAGGAAAGAACCAUUCAGGGCCUCACAGAGUCCAUCACCACCAAAGACAGCGAGGCCCAGGAGCUGUACCAUCUGAUUGAAGGCCAGAACAGCACUAUGUGCAAGCUGCAAGAGCUGGCCCAUCGUAGCCAGCUCACUCAAAGCCAGACUCCCGUGGGGAUGAGCGAGUCUCUGACGUUCGGCCAGCUUCAGGGCGAGCUGGUCCGGGUGCAGAGCUCUCUGUUCUCUCUGGGUCUGGAGCUGGAGGCCAGCCAGAGGAGUCUAAGGCAGAGCCAAAGGCAAGGCGACGACCUGCUGAGGUUCAAGGACAGGCUCAGCUCCGACCUACAAGAGGAACUGCAGCACAGGGAGGUCACAGAAAAACACAACCAGGACCUGCGCGGUGCUCUGCAGAAGAUUCGCUCCGAGCUUCAGACCAGAGAGGCGGCUCUGAAGGAAUGCGAGGCAGAGAAGACGGCAGUGUUGCAAGAGAAAGACGGGAUCAUUGCACAGCUCGAGCGCUCCCUGCAGGACAAGGAGCGGCAGCUGGAGGAGUACUGUGACAUGUUGGAGUCGACAAAAAGCUCUAAGCCAAGAGAUGCUCUGCUAGAGAAGCUGAGGGAGCGGAUUAAGGAGAGAGACCGAGCUCUGGAGCACUCCAUUGAUGACAAGUUCCGCUGUCUGGAAGAGCGCGAGGGCCAGGUGAGGGCGCUKCAGCUCGCCCUCAGGGAGAAGGAGCGCGACCUGGAGAGGCUCCGCUGCAUCCUGUCCAACAACGAGGAAACCAUCACGGUACGCUCAUCGGCGAAUAGUUUGGAUGCUCUGGUGCGCAGCAAGGAGCUGGAGCUGGAGCAGGCAGCGGAGGCCUACAGGAACCUGCAGUGGCUGAAGCAGAAGAGCGAGGAGAAGGAGAAAACGRCUCUGAGGGAGAAGGACACCAUCAUCCACCAGCUGCAGGCGGCCCUGCAGGCGCGCAGCCAGGAGAUGCAGGACCUAACGACCGCCCUCGUUGCCCGGGUCCAGGCCGGCCCAACGGGGGUCGUGGAGGAGCUGAAGGCUCGGCUGGCCCUUAAAGAGAAACUGUUCCAGGAGCUGCUGUCCGACCGCACCCGGCAGACCGACGAGCACCAAGCGCAGAUCCUGGAUCUGCUCAGCACGCUCAGCUCCAAAGACCAGUACCUCCAGGAUUACUCGUACAGGCUCUCCUUGGUGAUCACCGAGCGGACAAACGAGCAGCAGGAACUUCGCAAGCAGCUGACCCAGACGGAGCAGGAGCUGAGCGAGGUGAGGCGAGAAAGAGAGAGGGAGACGGGAGGAGAGGUGGAGCAUCUGCGAAGCCUGCUCAAGGAGAAGGAAGCCUUUAUUAAGAAGCUGAUCCAGGAACAGGAGGAGGCCAUGCAGGAGGAGAGGGAGGCCGAAGUGAAGGCUCUGAAGGACGAGAUCCAGCUGGUGUUGAAGAAGGAGAAGGAGGCUCAGAAGGAGAUCGCUGACCUGCGCUCCUCUCUGGCCCAUCGGCAGAUUCAGAAUGCGGCGACAAAAGACGGAGCUCAUCAGCAAGUAAGAUGCGUGCUAGAGCAGCUGGUGUCUGAGUACAACAAGCUGAAUGACGCCCUGAGGAUAGAAAAGAGGCUAUACCAAAAUCUGACCCAACUUAGCAGAAGUGAUGGCAACAGCAGCGCAGAGAAGAUCCAGACCCUGCACACCGAACUAGACUCGGUUCAGGCACUUCGAGGGCAGCUGGAGGAGGUUCUGUCCAGGACCCGUAGCAUGGCCCUGGCACUGGAGCGGGCAGCUAAAAGGCAGCCUGAGUUUGGAGAGUUCAGCUCAGAAGAGGAGGAGGAGGUAGACGAUGAAGAUGGCAGCAGCGAGGAGUUCACUGACAGCAUAGAGGAGGAGGAUAACAGCCUGAACUCCACUCAGGCCUCAGCGAAGCCUCAGAGAGCCGGUGAUGAGCGACUGGUAGAGGAGACGGUGCACCACCUAAAGCAGCUUGAAGAAGCCAAGAGGACCCUAGAUGCUCAGCUUGAAGAAGUGCAGUCGCAGCUGGAAGAGGAUGGAUACGCGUCUUUAUCUGACAUGAGGAGCGCCUUGCAGAGGUUGCAGCAGGAGAACGAGGCUCUGAGAGAAAGUCGGGGGUGUCCGAGAGCGGGGGGUCAGAGGAGGAACGCAGAGACUAAACUGAGCCGACGGGAGGAGAGGGAGAGGAGCAGCGCUGAGGAGGACGACGAAGAGUUUGAAUCAUCUCCAGUGGUGUCGGGGAAGCGAGGCCCCUCUAGUCUGAGCGCCGAGUCGGGGAAGAGGCACUGCAUGAGGCCGAGCUCGCUGGACCUGAAGUCCAAACCGGCUGAGACGACGGUGGAGUCCACCGGCAGUGGCAGUGAGGCCGGAGCGAUUUGGCAGGAUAUAGAGGAGGGUCUCCGGGAGCAGGCGGCUCGUCUUCGCUCUGACCUGAGCCUGAGCCUGCAGGAGAACAGAGAGCUGAAAGAGAGGCUGAUGGUGUCCGAAGCCACCGUCCAGGCUCAGGCCGAGCAGCUCAAGGACUACAGAGAUCUGCUAACAGAAACGUCCGUGCAGCAGGCCAGUAAGCAGGUGCAGGUGGACCUCCAGGAUCUCGGCUACGAGACCUGCGGCCGCAGUGAGAACGAAGCCGAGAGGGAAGACGCCAGCAGUCCAGAGUUUGACGACUUGGAGAUGUGCACGUCGCUGUCCCAGCCUCAGGACUGUGAGGGUGCGGGUGGCRGCUGGUACGGYGGGAACUGUARCGGGAACAGAGGGGCUUCCAACACUGGGGACGARUCUGCGUCUCUCCAGCAUCUGAUCCGGGAUCUGCGCUCCCAGCUGACCCGCUGCCACAAGGUGAUCCGCGGACUGCAGCUGCRCGUCCGCUCUCUGUCCGCCACCAGCGACUACGCCUCCAGCCUGGAGCGCACGCCACGCAAGGUCAACUGGGCGUUUGAGAGGUCGGCGGGCCCCAGUGCAGCGGAGGAAGAUGAAGGCUGGAUGUCAGACACGCAGGGAGUCCGCUCCAGCUCUGGGCACAGCAGGGAGCUGCAGGAGCUCAUGGAGCGAGUCGCGUCGCUUGAGGCUCAGCUGAAAASCACUGCUGCAGAAGACAAAGGUCAACCGGAAGAGGGGAAAUGUGCCACCUGGCCUGGGAAGUACAACACUCUGAUCCAGGCUCAGGCUCGUGAGCUGUCCCACCUCAGGCAGAGGAUGAGAGAGGGCCAGGGGGUCUGCCACAUCCUGACGCAACACCUGGGGGACACUACCAAGGCUUUUGAAGAGCUCCUGCGGGCCAACGACGUCGAUUACUACAUGGGUCAGAGCUUCAGGGAGCAGCUGGCUCAGAGCAGCACCCUGGCUCAGAGAGUGCUCACCAAGAUAAGUGGACGUGAGGGGACCGAGAACCACAGCGAGAAAACAGGCCAUGAGCUGCUUGCCUUACGGCUGAGUAAGGAGCUACAGCAGAAAGACAAACUCAUUGAGUCACUCCACACCAAGCUCCACCAACGUCCUGAGACUCCGUCCAGCUGCCACGCCCUCUCUGAGACCACCGACCAAUCGGACAGGACCUCCCUGGUGUCYGAUGAGUACCAAAGUAACGAAGACUUGGAGCUGUGCUCGGACAUGGCAGCCACAGAGUUCCCGGAGGAGCAGCGCCUCCGGCAGCAAGGCCACGYGUCGCAGCCAGACGUCCGUCCAUCUCUCCCGCCUCUUCGUGGCCUCCUCAAGGCUUCCAACAGCUGUCCCAGCAUGCUUUGCUCUGCYGCAGGUAGAGCCCCUUUCAGUGCACCCAUCUCAUCCCUCUCUGUGUCCUCCGGCCCUGACGUCUGGGGUUACGAAGUCAUUUCUGACCCCCGGCCCAGGGCCCUGUCUGUUGCCGCUGUUCACCCAGAGCUGGACAUGUUCUACAGACAGAUGCAUGAGCAGAACAGGGGAUUCCCGGUUGCCCAGGACAAGACCCUGUUCKGYCUUUCGCCUGGCCCGCACAACCAGCACGACCUCUCCAGCUACAACCAGCUAUCCCAUCAUGCCUUUCAACACUACCAGCUGGGUGGCAUCCCUGAGUGCCACUCCGUUAAAUCUGACUCAGGUCUUUUGAGAGGACAGCCUCUGUGGGACGUGGACAGCUUAGUUCAGCCAAACGGGACCUUUUCUGGAAACCAAACAGCAAGCAGCCAAACAGGUGAGGUGAUGGUGUGGAAAAACAACUUUGUUCACUUUUUGUUACUUGGCAACCAGGAACUUUAA
Poecilia reticulata (guppy) is the source of this 5413-nucleotide messenger RNA. Lineage: Eukaryota; Metazoa; Chordata; Actinopteri; Cyprinodontiformes; Poeciliidae. The record is from RefSeq and is a predicted model, not a curated record.